GACAGGCAUACCUACUCGAGAUAGAUGCUUUUUGCUUUGGAUAUAUCUAAACAAAUUUCAUAAAAGACACCCAAGAGCACAGAUAGUGCAUAGUUAUAAAUAUAUUUAUUGGGAGGUUCCAAUUAAAGAUUAUUUAAAAUUUAAUGACAGCGUUUUCGAGGUGUGAAACUGUGGUGUCCUAUGAUUAGAAAGUAUUUUAUUGACUUUGGCUUUGAUUGAGUCUGGCCUAAACAAUAGGCUGUUUUUAUUUAAUCAUUUUAUUUUGAACGCUUGAAAGUCCCGGAAGAGGCGCUGCCUGUGUCUUGCAGAGACCGCGGGAAAAUGUCGUUAUUUCCUGCUCCCUGAAGAAGGUUGUCGAGUCGUCGCGACAGUGAUUGUCUACAGAUGAUAAAGCAUAAUAACAUGCUAAACAACAUUCUUAGAAUCGAUUGUCAUAUGCUACUUCCAGGUACAUCUCUGAGCCAUUGAUUGAGCAUCAGGAGAAUGGAGGGGGAUUUGAUGGAUGAAGUGUAUGGUGACCUCAGCCAAGACCACCAUAAUACCACAGCAGCUUUCAAUGAAGACUCUGUGGAUAUUUAUUUUGGUUUAGAAAGUCCAAAGAUGAAUUCGAACGCAGAAAGGAAUUACACACUCCUCUCACCACAGAAUCUGAAAUAUAUGGAUUUAUAUGAAGAAAUCAUAACAGAGGAACAGCAGGAUAGAGAGUCUUCCUACAAUGAGUUGAGGACAAGAUUCAAUGCAGCACAAAGCCAAGUUGAUGAGUUAAUGAGAAGGUUGCAGCAGACUGAAACACAGAAUACAACGCUGAACACAGAGAACAGCCGCCUGAAGAAGAACAUCUGUGCGCUCAUCAAAACAGCUAAAAUGGAGGUUGUGCGGAAGGACGAGGAGAUAAAUAGGUUGAGCCAAAGUUUCAGGCCAAGGAGGGGUCCUGUAGUUCACCAUCAGUCUCAGAUGAACUGCCUGAGAAAUCAAAUUCCAACCAAACAAAAUCCUACGGGGCAGUCACAACCUAGCCAACCACAAGUUCCAACCCGACUGAAUCCUACGGGGCCGUCUCAACUUAGCCAACCACAAGUUCCAACCCGACUGAAUCCUACGGGGCAGUCACAACCUAGCCAACCACAAGUUCCAACCCGACUGAAUCCUACGGGGCAGUCACAACCUAGCCAACCACAAGUUCCAACCCGACUGAAUCCUACGGGGCCGUCUCAACUUAGCCAACCACAAGUUCCAACCCGACUGAAUCCUACGGGACCGUCUCAACUUAACCAACCACUAAUUCCAACUAGACAGAAUCUUACAGGGCAGCCUCCACCAAGCCAACCCCCGGGUCCUAGACAGGAUUGUGUUGUAAAGGAUCUUAGCCAGCUCCUCUGUAAAGACAGAGAUGUGGUUCACCCCCUUCUCCCUCCAACCCCCUCUGAUGCAACAGUUUUCCGACCACCUCUUCCUGAUACAACAGUUCUCAGACCACCUCUUCCUGUCACUUCAAAGACUGCUAAAGGAGAUUCAGAAGCUCCAGUGAAACGCACUGUUGGUAGUUCCAGCCAGGACUCUGUGAAUAGACACCCUACACGUGAACUUGACCCGUCAGACAAGCCGAAACAAACCAAGCACAGAGAAGGCGAAGGUGGAAAUCCGAGGCUGUCCCACUCAAAUGAGCAGCGAAAAUAUAACUCCAAGUCAAGCAGAUGCCCUCGUCUCUCAGAUGUUGAAGUACGCAGGAGAUCAGAGCGGGCUAAAAAUCCAACCUCUGACAUUUUGCAUUGCACUGCUUCCUCUGACCGCACUUCCGAAGGAUUGUCUAAAGAUUGUGCAGCCUAUCAAUCAAAAUGUUCUAGUCGGCAUUAUCAGGAGCUCAGGCGUGAUAAGGGUGAUGAUAAUAGGCAUAGUAGAGGUACUAAAGACAUUUCCUCUAACAGAAAGCAUGCCUAUUUGAACCAAGCCAGUAUCACUGAACGAUCCAGUGAAUCUUUUAAUCGCAAGGGAGGGACAAGUCCUCCAAGGGACCAUCGAAGGAAAGAGGAGAGAAGAAGAGAGGAUGAGGUCAGAAAAGAAAAUAAUACAUCAAAAAAAUCUGGAGAAAGAAAAAGCACUUGUACAGAGAGAAGAAGAGCAAAGGAAAGUGACCGAUGCAGUAGGGACGUCAGUAAGGACAAGACAAUGGACGACAGUAAAGUCGGGAGGCAAAAGACAGGUGAGAAGUCUGAAUUGCUUCCAUCUGAGGCUAAAGUGGCUGCGAAAAGCUCUGUAGAGGAAACUGGUCCAAACAGAAAGUUAAGUUUCAUGGAAACUCUGAAUCUUACCCUAUCACCAGUUAAAAAACCAAGACGGCUUGCUGAAACCAAGGAACAGGAGGGCACACCACCUGAGGAAGUUCCUGAAGACCAGUCAGCGGAAGACGGUGGACAGCCUGAUCUAGACAAGUUACUCAUCUUAGACGAAAUCAACAGCAGUGUGGUAGAGACCGACGAGGUCUUCGAGGACCCAGUGGUACAGCCCUCUUCAGAAAUCCCAAUGCCUUCGGAACCUGGAAGUAUUGACCUUAGACAUACAGACAAAGAACCUUGUCAGGAUGCUAACAAAGGUCUGGCUGAGGCCACAGUGGCCAAAAAGCCACCUAAGUGCCAGUUAGAAGUGGAAGACACUAUUGUCCAAGAUGUCUCUGAAGGUAGGCCUGAGCUGCCGGAGGCCACAGUGGAUCAGAGGACUGAACCCACCACACCAGAACCUCUCAGGGAGGUUUGUGUUUCAGCUCCAGUCUGUGCCAUUGUUUUGAGAACUCCACUGAAAAGCAGACCUGAAGAAUGUGCCUCUGUGAAUAAAGUGAGUGAGUCUGAGGAUUUUACUGCUGCUGCUGUCACUGCUAUUACUGUGGCUGGGAAUUGUGGAAACAAUUCAAAUACUGACACUGGCCUAUCGUCUAACGGAUUUACCCCUGACCAUUCAAUGGAAAAUGUAGUUCUUAUUACGGACAAUUGGGUGUGUAAGCCAAACGGUAAAACUUCCAGUGCUUUGGUCUGUGAAAGUCCAGCUGUUGAAACUGUGACACAAGUUCCACCCGCUGCUGUCUGCGUGGGACAUCCUGCUGUUGAAGGUGUUCCAGGAAAAGAACCAUCGGAAUCUCUGCAAUUGCCACUGCCUGCCUCUGUUAUUUCAACCUCUAGUUUAGACGUGACAGCAGAGGUGCAAGAUAUUUCCAAGCAUGGUGUUUCCAGUACGAUUAGCAUGGAGGGAAUUCCAGAGAUCUGCAUUACAUCUGAGAUCGUUGAAGAUGCCACCGAGAUACCUCUGGAGUGUGAGAAAGAGAGGACUGUUGUGGAACAAGGUUCACCGUUGAGCGGUUUUGAAGUGUCUAAGGUGAGCAGCACAACGGAAGAGGUUGCACCAUCAGCACAGCACAACAGUGGCUUGUCACAAACGCCAAAGAAGUCCCUUGAUUCUGAGCCAAGUCACACAGAGAAUGAGGACGUGACUGUUGAGCCCUCUAGCUCCAUUCCAUUGGCCCAUGAUGAGGACUCGAUGAUGCUUACACUGGGCAGCCUUAAAGGUAUUCCAGAUGCCAUCAGCCCACUCACAAGCCCAGUCCGUCCAAUGAGGGAAAGCCAUCAGCCGCCAUGUCACAGCAAACCUGCUUACGUCAAGAGUCUUCGCAAAGAGUUUACCAGUGCUGCUGGGGAUCCCAAUUCAAAGAAGUUGGAUGUGAAUAUGGAGAACAAGAAUCCUGGCCGCUCCAUUGCAAGUGCUACACAACAAGAUGUGGAUCGGGCUUCUGUCUGUUCUUCCAGCCCUGAGGAUGAAUUGGAAGAGGGUGAAAUUCUUAGUGAAGGGGAAGAAACGCCAAUCACGCCAAGUUCUCCAGCCAAAACGGUUAGGCCCACAAGCACGGUUAAAAGUCAACAAAUUCCCAAGUCAUCCCCUAGACUUUCCAAGAAGUUGCCUGAAGAGAAAGGGAAUUCUAAACUCUUAAGUAAAACCUUGAUUUCACCAGUUGGAAGCCCCAUGUCAAAAGCUCGCUAUAAAACGGUUCAACCUCCGUUACCCAAAGCUGCCUUGUGUACCGUGGAGGAGGUUAUGGCCAUGUUUGUGAAGAUCCGCUAUGCGUGCAGGAAAAAGUACAUGAAGCUUCGUUCAACCUUCUCUAAGGAACGCUUCUGCGGUGUUAUGGACAUGUCCCUUGACUCUUUUACAGACUUUGUUGAUAGUGUCAGCUUUACUAAACUAUGCAGCCAAGAAGAUGACCUCAAAGUGAAACUGAAGAACAACAUAAUGUCUGUUUUGAGUAAGUUAUCAAAUAAUGGCAUUGUCAACCGCAUCUUUGACCAGGAACCACUUAAUAUGAAGUCGAAACUGUGGGAAUUUGUGAAUGUGCAGUUAGACUUCUUAUUCAAGGAAAUUCAGACUGCUCUGAGAAGUGUUUGCAAAUCCUCAAAUGGAAACCAGUCUGCAGGAGCUGAAAAAAAGGACUUGAGUCUCUCCAAGCAGCCAGUGAAGUCUCCCAAGCAGCCAGUGAAGUCUCCCAUGCAGCCAGUGAAGUCUCCCAUGCAGCCAGUGAAGUCUCCCAAGCAGCCAGUGAAGUCUCCCAAGCAGCCAGUGAAGUCUCCCAAGCAGCCAGUGAAGUCUCCCAAGCAGCCAGUGAAGUCUCCCAAGCAGCCAGUGAAGUCUCCCAAGCAGCCAGUGAAGUCUCCCAAGCAGCCAGUGAAGUCUCCCAAGCAGCCAGUGAAGUCUCCCAAGCAGCCAGUGAAGUCUCCCAAGCAGCCAGUGAAGUCUCCCAAGCAGCCAGUGAAGUCCCCCAAGCAGCCAGUGAAGUCCCCCAAGCAGCCAGUGAAGUCAUCGGUGUCCACAGCCUCUAAACUUAAAAGACCGCAGGGAACGGUACAAAAAACAAAUUGUGUGUCCAGAACAUCUGCAAGUAAAAGGCCGCAAGAGGAAUUAACAGAAUGUGUUGAACCCAACAUAAAAAGAACCAGGGUUCAGACUCUCCCCCCUUGCAAAACCGGUCUUGGAAGAGGCAAAAAUAUUAAAAUGUCAUUUGAAGAAGAUGAGGAAUCAGAGCCUCAAACCUCAGAUCAUCCUCUUAUGCAACCUCCAAUGCAACCUCCUUUGCAACACGGGUUAGAGAUCUUAUCAUCAAACAGCCCUUCAUCUGCUGAGAAAACAGUUGCCUAUGUUCGCCGGCUGUCUCAAAAUGGCUCACUCCAUGACAAGUCUGACUUCGAAAUCCUCACAGAACAGCAAGCCUCCAACCUAACAUUCAACCUGGUGACAGACUCCCAGAUGGGAGAGAUCUUCAAGUGUCUCUUACAAGGGUCUGAUCUGCUAGAAACUAGUGUCUCAGCUGGGGACAAUCAGGGCUGGCCUCUUGGUACUCCUCGGAAAGGAGAGCGCUUCCGAGGCGUUACCACCCCAAGCAAAGUUGGUACCACAACCAAAGUUGGUACUCCCUCUAAAGUCAUUGCCACAUGGUCUUCUAUUUCACCUUGCAAGUUUUCCUCUCCAAAUUCAAAAGUCCAAAUUCCACUAAAUCCAGCAUUGUUGGAUGAGAGUUGCAUGUUAGAGGUGCCCUCCAGCCUACCAGAAGACAAAAUGACAUCGCAGUCCAGUGUGUUCUCGCAGAGCUCUUAUUCCAUUUUGGCAGAAGAUCUGGCUGUCUCCCUCACAAUUCCUUCGCCUCUCAAGUCUGACAAUCACCUCAGCUUCUUGCACCCAGCCAGCGUGGAGCCCAUGUCUGCUCCAGAUAGUGUUAUCAGUGCACAUUUCAGUGAGGAUGCUCUUAUGGAUGGGGAAGACGCUACAGAGCAGGACAUUCACCUUGCCCUGGACACGGACAACUCCAGCGGCGCGUCAAGCGGUGGUGGCAGGACCAGGGAGGCUCCUGUUAACCCCCUGUUUCACUUCAAGCCUCACUUGCCCAUGCAGGCAGUAGUGAUGGAGAAGUCAAAUGAUCAUUUCAUUGUGAGGAUACGGCAUGCAAACACCAGCCCAGACAUCAAAUCCAACAAUUCAGGUGUCAACUUCACCAACCUAGGCAUCAACUGCACCAACCCAGGCAUCAACUUCUCCAACCUAGGCAACAACUCCACCAGCCUAGUGGUCAACCCCACAUGCCUAGGAAUUAAAUCAACAAGCCAAGGAGUCAACUCUUCAAGCCCAGGAAGUGUAAACUCUACCUACCCAGGAAAUAACUCCACCAACCCAGACACAAACUCAAGCUACCUAUGUGUCAACUCCACAAGCCCACAAGUCAACUGCACCAACCCAGGCAUCUACCCCAUAAGUGCAGACAUCAAUCCAAGGGCUGUCUCAAGCCCUCAAACACCACCAGGAGAAGAACAACAUGGCAAAGACCAAGCUCAUCCCACAGGGAAAACUCCUUCUAAAACCCAUUUUUCAGAGGCCAGUCCUCCUUUCUACCUUUCCACAAGCACCGAAACAGCAUCUGCGCUAUCUUCACCAUGCCUCACCAUCAUAGAAGACACACCGGAGAGGGACCACAGCAAGGGUAAGACGGGGAAAAAGCGGACAAGGCACCACGUCGAAAUGAAAGCAAAGCGGCCUAAAAAGGAGGUGAUCCCUGAGAAGAUCAAGCAUAAAAAGAAGUCCUCAAAAAGGGCCAAAGGAAAGGAGACUAGAAGCUCCAAGAGCGAGAGAAGUAAAGGCACUACUCCACCCCAAUCUACCCCAUCACCCAACAGCCUGUCUGCCAAGAAUAUCAUCAUAAGAAAGGGUGCAGUGGUGGUGACUUGGACAAGGGAUGAAGACCGAGAUAUUCUCCUCGCACUGAAGAUGAAAGGUGCCUCUCCAGAUACUUUCUCUUCCCUAUCGGAGAAGAUGAACAAGACACCCGCUCAGAUUGCAGAGAGAUUUUCCCAGCUGAUGAAGCUUUUUAAGAAGAAGAAGAUGAUGUCGCAAGUUCAAGGCUCGAAUUUGCCAUUUGACGAAUGAGCAGAAGCAGAUCAUCUGAAUUUGAUCCCUGUAAUUGAUGGCCCUGGAACAUAUGAAGGCCAAACCAACUAGAUCUCAAACUGAAUUUGUAUUAUUAUAAUUUUUUUAAUAUUUUUUUUGAGGGGUGGUCAGCAAGGAUCAGAAUAUCCUUGAGGUAACAUCCACACAGGCUUCAAUGUAUCAUCUCCCCACAGCCUAAAUGAAUACAGCUCGUAUAAGCUGUUUUGGUACAUCUGCACUUGUAUUUUUGUUUGCGUUAAAUCUAAUCUACCAUAUUGAUCCUGGGCAAUAUCCCAUAUCAACUUCACAACUCUUAAUAUGCCCCAGCAAGUUUAUACCAUAUGUGGAGUUAAACACUGCUGCAAUCAUACAUUUAAUCUGAACUAAUUGACACAUUUUAGCAGUAAAUGGGGAGUUGUCUCUGAUACUUUUAUGGAGCAUUGUCGUAUGUACUAAAGUUACUUUUUAUACAACGUCUGGGGGGGGGGUGUUUGGAAAUAAAGAUUGGAACUACAAUUCAGGUCACAUUUCUAUCUUAUUUAAUGCUGUAAGGUCACAUGGCAGAAAGUACAUUUUACUGUACGGAAUGUCAACAGUAUUCUAUUUUGGAUAUAUAUUGUACUGACUUCAAGAUGGUCAGGUAAAUGAAUAAAUAAGGCGUACACGUUCCAUUUUAUGUACGAUUCAAGGUGGUAUGUUUAUAGAAAUGUAAGGAUUUUAAGGGGAACAUUUCCUGUCAGAUUUUUGGUUGGUUGGUUUUGGAUGAGUGACUACCUGGUUAAACAAAUGUACACUGUAUAUUGUACAUAUUUUGGUUUUGUAAAUAAAGUGUAUUUAUUUAA
This is a messenger RNA of Oncorhynchus mykiss (rainbow trout), 7790 nucleotides long. RefSeq lists its product as uncharacterized. Gene Ontology annotation, biological process: extrinsic apoptotic signaling pathway via death domain receptors; Fas signaling pathway. Gene Ontology annotation, cellular component: PML body; mitochondrion. Gene Ontology annotation, molecular function: transcription corepressor activity. Lineage: Eukaryota; Metazoa; Chordata; Actinopteri; Salmoniformes; Salmonidae. The record is from RefSeq and is a predicted model, not a curated record.